AAUUAUAGUAAUAAUUUAUUAGUUUUUGCUCGAUAUAAUUUGCAAACCGCAAAGUGAAAGUCACAUGAUCAUUCCAAUAAGACAAAAUGGCGGAAGGGGAGGUCGCAAAGCUACAGAAUCAUCUGAGUCUGCUGAGAGAGGAAUAUGUCAAACUCCAGAACCGUUUAUCAGAAGUCGAAAAAAAGUAUCAAAUAGCUGUAGCUGCCUCAGGACAGGAAGGGGAUGAUAACUUUGUAGCAAGGCUACUGAAAACUGUGUCGGACCUUUUUGAUAAAGAGCUCUAUAGUGAUUUGACUAUAAGUCUAGAAGGAUCCAGGAAUUUGAGGGGCCAUCGUUUUGUUUUGGCAGCUAGAAGUGAUUACUGGGGUGUGGACGACCUUUCACAAGUCACAACUCUUGAUCUCUCAGAUAUAAAGUAUGAAGUUUCGUAUGCACUGAUGAAAUGGGUAUACACAGACAGCAUAGACAUAAAGACAGAUGAGCUCUUCUUAUUAGAAUUACUUCGCACAGCCACUCGAUUUAAAUUAAAAGUUUUACAGGAGAGAUGUGAAAAUGGUCUGAUGUCCUUUGUUAACAUGAAAAACUGCAUCAGAUUUUACCAGACAGCUGAGGAAAUUCAGGCUGAACUUUUAAAGAAUCACUGCUCAGAGCUGAUAUCAAAUCACUGGAAUGACUUUACCAGUGAAGACUUUGAGCACAUGCCUGCGCCCCUUCUGUACCAGAUGUUUAAGACAAAGUCUGAGCACCCCCUACAUACAGCCAUCAGAGCCAAGCGGGAGGAUGUGGUGUUCCUCUACUUGAUUGAGUUUGAUGCCCAGCUCCGUGGCAAGUUAGUAGAGAAGCUGAAUGAGGUAGAUAACAGGGGUGACCUCCCCUUAGAUCUUGCGCUGAGCAGUCGUCAAGAAAGUGUUGCCAUGACACUUGUUAAUCAUAAAGUAGAUGUCAAUCGACGUGACAAUGCAGGCAAAUGCCUCCUCCACAAGGCCAUAAAGAGAGCUGAUGAAUUUUCUUCCACCUUCUUGAUUGAGCACCAUGCAGAUGUAAACCUCACCACCUUCCUAGACAAGGAGAGUCCAUUACACAUGGUGGCCAGUUUUAACCCAGAGGUCACGGGGUCAGAGGUCAUGGGAGGGAUGGCUAGACUGGCUCAGAAAAUGAUUGACCAUGAUGCUGAUCCAAAUUUACAAGAUGCUUCAGGAAGUACCCCUCUACAUUGUGCUGUGUAUAAUAAGAAUGAGCCAGUUCUGAAAAUCCUCCUGAACUGCGGGAGAGUGAGGUUUGAAUUGAAGAAUUCUGACGGCCACACCCCUCUCUGGCUAGCUCUACAACAGGGGGAAGAGUUAGGAGGGUCAUCAGAACAGGUGUACAGUCCCUCUAGUUUUGCAGCACAGCUGAUUGCUCAUGGGGCUUCCCCUGAUGCAGUGGAGCCAGAAACAGGUGACUGCCUACUACAUUUAUGUGCUCGGUGUGGUAACUCAAGAGCAGGAAUAUUUUUAGCAAAACAUGCAGCAAAAGUGAAUCUCACAAAUAGUAAGGGAGAAACUCCUUUACAUUUAGCCUGUUUGAAUGGGCUGACGGAACUAGUAGAGGUAUUACUAGACAAGGGAGCUAAUCCAAACUCACAGACUCACGCCCCCUCUGUUGAUCAGCUUAAUCUGGAGGAGGAGACAACUCCUGUGUCACAACAAACACCACUUCACCUAGCACUAGUCAACUCUCAUUCCAGCAUCGUAGAACUCUUUCUUCAACAUAAAAUCAAAGCUGCCCAUAGUGAGGACUCCCUUAAGAUUUUACCAAACUUUAACAUCAAGGAUUCGGAGGGUCAAACAGUUCUGGGUCUUGCUUUGUGGUCAGGACUCCAUAAUGAGGCUGAUCGUCUGCUGGGAGCAGGGGCCAAUAUAAACGAGAAAAACGCAGAGGGCAUGACCCUCCUCCACCAGGCUAUAGAAAAACAGGACACCAAAAGUGCAUUGUUUCUGAUAGAACACCAAGCUGACCUUACAAUCAAAACCAAUGAAUUUGAGACGCCACUGCAGCAUGCUAUAAGGCGCCACCUGCCUGUAGUUGUUGACGUUCUCAGUAAAAAGGGAGCUAACCUAAAUAUAAAGAAUAAAGAAGGGGAUUGUCCUCUGUGGCAGGCUCUGGACUCAGGCCAGGAGGAUGUGGCCCAAGUUCUGGUUAAGCAUGGCUGUGAUGUUGACCUUUGGUCUGAAGGUCCAGGGAAGUGUCAACAGACUCUACUCCACAGGGCUAUUGAUGAGAACAAUGAAUCCAUUGCCUGCUUUCUCAUUAAAAAUGGCUGUGAUAAGAACAGUCCUCGGCGGCCAGGAUUAAAUGGAGAAGGAGAGGACGAAGCAAGGGAUGGAUGCUCCCCACUACACCUGGCCUGUACCUGGGGUCUAGAACUUGUGGUCCAGUGUCUGAUGGAACAUAAUGCAAAUGUCAAUACCAAGGAUGCAGAGGGAAAGACCCCAAUCCACAUAGCAAUAGAAAACCAGCAUACUGUGAUUAUCUCCCUUUUACUGGCCCACCCAGGACUGGAUCUGACUGUUAGAGACAGAUCAGGAUUAACUCCCUUUGCAGCUGCCAUGACAACCAAAAACAACAAGGCAGCUCAGGCUAUCCUGAACAGAGAACCCAAUGCUGCAGAACAGGUUGAUAACAAAGGUUACAACUUCCUCCAUACAGCUAUACAGAAGAGUGAUAUAGAGAGUGUGUUAUUCCUGAUGAGUGUACAGGCCAAUGUUAACUCCCCCACUCAAGACUCAAAGAAACUAAUGCCUCUCCACCUCGCCGUCAUGGCAGGCUCUGAGAUGAUCGUCAGGAAUUUGUUAUUAGCGGGAGCAGAUAUAAAUGCUAGAACCAGGCAGGAUGAAACCUCUCUACAUUUAGCAGCAGAGAAGGACCAUGCUGCAAUCUGUUCAAUUUUGCUAAGCAAUAAAAUAGAUUACGAUGCUGUGGAUGAAAAUCACAGAAAUGCUCUUCAUGUGGCCACUAUGUAUGGGAAUAUUAACACUGUGAGGGUUUUACUGACAGAAUCUCGAAUCAAUGCAGAGGCUGUGAAUGCAAAGGGUCAGACUCCACUCCAUACCCUUGGCCAGUAUGGGAAGGAAAAUGCAGCAGCCAUGUUUGAACUGUUUAGAGAGACCAUGCCUGACUAUCCACUGGACAUUCCUGAUGCUGAAGGCAAUACUGUUUUGCUUCUGGCGUACAUGAACGGUAACGGGAACCUCUGUCGGAGCCUGGUGAGAGCCGGCGCCAGACUUGGAUCAAUGAACAAACAGGGGAUCAGCAUCUUCAACGCUCCUGUAGCCACCAAACAACUACUAUUUAAAUUACUAGAUAUGUUGUCUUCUGAGCCUGCGUGGUCAGAGGGGGAUAUCUGUUUGGAGUGUGGGGUCAAAUUUGGGAUCAAAACGAGGAAACACCAUUGCCGUCACUGCGGACGACUUCUGUGUUCAAAGUGUUCUUCUAAAGACAUGCCUAUUGUUAAGUACAAUCUAUCUAAGCCUGUACGAGUGUGUGAAAUAUGCUUCGACGUCCUCAGCAUAGGAGGAACGUUCUAGUGACCAGUCUAAUUAGCAUUUCUAAUUAACAAAUUAUUAGAGAGAAAGAUGCGUAUAGGUGUUGUAAUGUUGCUUUUUGAGCAGUGUUAUGGCAUAGAUUUACAAACAAUUCCCUGCUUUUUUAAGAUUAUACACUUAGUUUGUUAUUUGCGUUGUAUUUGAAGGCAUUUAGUAAGUAGGUUUUUUAACAAAUAGAAAAAAAUACAUUUUUUAAAAAUGAAUACAUAUGCAUAUUUAUCACUUUUAUUUACAUCUAGUGACGUUCUUUCAAGACCCCUGCUUAUUAAAGAAAAUGAAAUUUCUAUAAGGGUUGCCUCUAAAUUAAUAAAUCACUAUUUUUGCCUUAUCAUUCUCACCAUUAACUAUUUUUAACUUUGGAUUUGUCUCAAAAUUUGCCUUAUAUGGUAUCCUGAAUUUGUUUUGAAUAUUAUUUGUGUCUACUUCUCCUGAGAAAAAAAUGUUUGAAUGCAAAAAAGUAGGUGAAUACUUAUCUCCCUUGAAAAAAAAACAAUGGAAUAUUGAAAAUGGUUGUUGAAUGACUUUCACAGAUAUUGAUUAUUUGAGGAAAAUAUCAAAACAUGUACUUCAGAGAUAUAAAUAUAAAGUGGAAUUAGUUGUACAAUAUACACUAAUCUGAAUAACUCAUUUAACAAAAUAAGUACGUGUACAUGUAUAAUGUGAAUUUUAUACAAACUAUGAAACAUAUAUAUAUGCGUCAAUGUUAAAUAAGAAUGUGUAUCCUUGCUGACAUAAUACUUGAUCUACAUGGUAAUAAUGUCAUAUCAUCUGUUUUAUUCUGAAAUAUAGGAUAACCAAUACUAAACAAUUAUUCUAACAAAUUGUAUGGCCGGAAUUGUUAGAAGAAGGCUCAGUGAAAUAUUUCAUUUUUUUCAAUUCUGUUACAUGAAUUAGUAAAUAAUUGAAGCACAAAGGAAAAAAAGUGAUGAAAGGUGCUUUUGAUAAAUAAUGCCAAGUACAAUCUAUAAACUUCUGAGCCAGUGAAUUAUUUCUACCUCUUGUGUUCCAUGAUUAUUUUGUGUUAAAAAAAAUUGGACAAACCUUAUAUCAUUACAAUGUAAUGCAAAACUUAAUGCUUUUCUUAUGGUGUAAGAAACAAAGUUAUGUUCAUCAAAGUUCAAGAUAUCAGUAAAUAUAACUGUCUUUCUAAAAUUAUAUGUAAGACUGGCAUUAUUAGAUGCAGAAGCAGGGUUUUAGGUGCAAUAUACAUUGAACAAAUUUUGUUUUUAUUUAUUUACAGUAUGUUGUUACUGCUUUAUAUAUUUAUGUAUGCAUUAAAUGUGUCAACAGUA
Molecule: messenger RNA, 4876 nt
Organism: Saccostrea cuccullata (small rock oyster)
Lineage: Eukaryota; Metazoa; Mollusca; Bivalvia; Ostreida; Ostreidae
Product: rabankyrin-5-like
Exons: 26
Coding region: 87-3566 (1159 amino acids)
Biological process (GO): protein localization to ciliary inversin compartment
Cellular component (GO): ciliary inversin compartment
Molecular function (GO): metal ion binding; protein binding
Source: RefSeq, a predicted model, not a curated record